Molecule: messenger RNA, 1752 nt
Organism: Penicillium robsamsonii
Lineage: Eukaryota; Fungi; Ascomycota; Eurotiomycetes; Eurotiales; Aspergillaceae
Product: triacylglycerol lipase family protein
Exons: 4
Coding region: 1-1752 (583 amino acids)
Biological process (GO): lipid metabolic process
Molecular function (GO): triacylglycerol lipase activity
Source: RefSeq, a predicted model, not a curated record
AUGGGAUCCUGGUGGUUCGGAUUGUGGAAGAUCGCUGGUGCGAUCUGGAAUAUGGUCCUUGAUGUUACUCAGUUCUGGAGAGAGAAACUAUUAUCAUGGUGGCACUCCAAAUCCCCUCGAGAUCGACUCUUUCAUAAGCUAGCCAAUGCGCAGAGCUAUGAAGAGUGGGAAGAGGCGGCAUUUGAGCUUGACGAGCUACAAAGUAAAGAUCUAUGGCGCCAAAACCCCGUCAGUCGACACUACGACUACCGACUAAUUCUCGGUCGACUCGAAGCACUGAUGAGCGCGCGCGAGUCAGAAGAUGUCCUCACACUAGUGAACCUGCUCCGGUCCGGGCUAGUGCGAAAUCUGGGCAACAUAACCAGCACGAAGCUAUUCACGCACGCGUACGCAGGAACCAAGCUUCUAAUUGACGACUACAUCACGCAAGUAGCGCUAUCAAUCCAGUAUGUCACAUCCGUGCCAGGAGCACCGAUGCACCCGAGCGGGUUCAGCUCGCAAGCGAAGCUAGAGCUACUGCACGAUACGCGGCAGGCGUUUGGGCGGACGACACUGCUGCUGCAGGGCGGGUCUGCAUUCGGGCUGUGUCAUCUUGGUGUUGUGAAGGCGCUGCAUUUGCAGGGUCUAUUGCCGCGGAUUAUUACAGGCACGGCGACUGGAGCGAUGAUUGCCGCGCUUGUGGGGAUUCAUUCCGAGGAUGAGUUGCUGCCAUUGCUUGAUGGGGAGGGCAUUGAUCUUUCUGCUUUUGAGAGGCGGAAGAUGGUCAAUGGGGGGAGUGGGAGGAACUCUGAUUCGAGUUGGGUUGUGACGUUUUAUCGAAGGAUGAGGAGGGUGCUGAAGAAGGGGUAUUUGUUUGAUGUGGGUGUUUUGGAGGAAUGUGUUCGGGCGAAUGUUGGGGAUCUUACGUUUGAAGAGGCGUAUGCGAGGUCGAAGCGCAUUUUGAAUAUCACUGUUGCCACGACAGGGAAAAAUGGGACACCGAAUCUGUUGAAUUACUUGACUGCGCCGAACGUGCUCAUCUGGUCCGCUGCUGUAGCAUCCAACGCCUCUUCUUCCUCUGGCCUCUACUCACCUGUGACAAUCUACUGCAAAGACGAAACAGGCGCAAUAAUCCCAUGGCCACACACACAAGACGCAGUCUUCCGACCCUGGCGACACGUCCACUACAACGAAGGCGAAUCCCCCCUCUCACGAAUCUCGGAACUCUUCAACGUAAAUCACUUCAUCGUCUCCCAAGCCCGACCAUACCUAGUCCCAUUCCUUCGGUCAGAACUGAACCUCCUAGACCGACGCCAAACAGGCUGGAACAACCUCUCCCGCUCGGCAAUGCGACUAAUCAUCGUCGAACUGCGCCACCGACUCCGCCAACUCGACUACCUAGGCGUGCUACCCGCUCCACUGAGCAGACUCCUCAUCGAUGAGACAAUCCCGGGGCCAAACUUAACUUUGGUCCCAGACUUAUGUAUCUGGGAUCUGAGCAAACUGUUCCAGAGUCCGACGAAAGCCCGCGUCUCUGAGUGGGCGCUUAAGGGCGAGAGGGGAGUUUGGCCGGCGAUUAGUGCGCUGAAGGUUCGAGAGGCGGUUGAGAUUGAGCUUGAUAGGGGCUAUCAACUUGUCCGACGGCGUCGACCGAGUGAUGCUUCGCUUUCGGUCUCUGUGCCGAAGCAGGCUAAUGCUAUGAAUGAGGGAAUUCCCAGGCGUAGGAGGGGUGGAAGUGAGAACGAAGAGGGGAUUUUGGCUGACCGAGAAUGA